Messenger RNA from Nematostella vectensis (starlet sea anemone), 600 nucleotides. Its product is annotated as keratin-associated protein 5-5. Bases 1 to 600 code for a protein of 199 amino acids. The transcript has a single exon. The record is from RefSeq and is a predicted model, not a curated record. Lineage: Eukaryota; Metazoa; Cnidaria; Anthozoa; Actiniaria; Edwardsiidae.
AUGUGUCGAGUAUUGUGUUUCAACAAGCUAGCGGUAUUCGCCAUCGUGACCUGCGCUGCGCUGUGUGCAGCCCUUGAUGUGUGUGAACACGGCGUUGUGAACCAAGGCCUAUGUCAGAAGACGUGCUUCAACGAGUCGUGCUCGUGUACCAUGUCUGACCAGACAGACUUCUCGAGCUGCUCACAGUCCUGCCACUUCCUCCACUCCUGCCCUGGCAUGACGUGCACCGGACGUGACGUGUGUGACCAGAAGUGCUUCUUCGGCAAGUGUGACAUGUCGUGUCACGCAACAGACCUUUGUUCUCAGUCGUGUGUGUGGGAGUCACACUGUCACGCGCUCACAUGCACGGCGCGUAUUUGCCAUCAGAUUUGCUCCGACUGCUCAAUGACGUGUCCCCCGGGCGUAGAGCGGUGCGAGCAGAUGUGUGUCUCUGGAGUGUGUGACAUGGAGUGUCACGCAAAGACGUGCCGCCGCACGUGUAGGGAGGCCAUCUGUAACGUGAUUGGCUAUACUAACGCUGGUAUUAGCAGCCACGUGGGAAGUCACGGUCCGGUAUGGAUGGGAAUAUAUUUUUUCAUCGUGUUCUUACACGUCACAUGA